Molecule: messenger RNA, 8757 nt
Organism: Rana temporaria (common frog)
Lineage: Eukaryota; Metazoa; Chordata; Amphibia; Anura; Ranidae
Gene: EPHA6
Product: EPH receptor A6
Exons: 17
Coding region: 988-3972 (994 amino acids)
Biological process (GO): protein phosphorylation; axon guidance; cell surface receptor protein tyrosine kinase signaling pathway
Cellular component (GO): plasma membrane; neuron projection
Molecular function (GO): transmembrane-ephrin receptor activity; protein binding; ATP binding
Source: RefSeq, a predicted model, not a curated record
GAUGUGCUGCUGAUGGGUGGAGGGGGAUGGGGGCUCUGUCAUGUGAAGGGAGUGUCCAGCCAGGAGCUGUCAAACUUUCCACCUGCAGCCCCAAGCUCAGGCAGGGACUUGGUGUGGGACCAGUGACUGAGGACUGGGGGGUCAGCAGUAGCACUAGCAGCAUCAGCAGCAGCAUCGCUCCUCCACUGAGCCUGGGCUCAUGCAUCAUGCACAGCUUGCCUAUCCUCAGCCAAUACCUCUCACCGUGUGUGCACUCAGCCAGGCUGCUCUCCAGCACAUAGCAGCACCAUAAAGACGAUCCUCAGCAACACAUUGCGCAGCCAGGGUAUCCUCUGCUGGAAUGUCCAUCUCCUCUGCACGCUGGACUUCCUGCAUACUGCGCUGGCAUUGACAAUUGGCACAUCAGACCUCACACCAGUUCAGGGGCCACCGACUCCAUCCAACUGCCCUAUCACACAAUGAAGCUGAUCAUUACAUUAAACACCCGACUCAGGUGCCAGACAAAGCGUGUCUAGGUGAGAGUCAGCAGCUUUGGGCUGCAGAGCUUACACUUCCAGAGCUCAUCUGUGGUCGGAUGCUACCUUCACAACCCCAACCUGUCCACCUAUGGGGCGCCUAGGGACUAGGUAGACUGUAACUUUAAUGACAGUUGUUGCUGUGAUCACUUCUACCUGUAGUCUUAUGCAAGAACACAUUAUCCUGGAUUUUUUUUUUGUGUUUUUAAGCAGCUUUAUGCACAUAAACGAUAGUAACUUACGGUUCUUCCCAAGGAGGGCAAGGCAGGCUUUUCAGUCGGGAAAAUAGGAAUAUACUGCGAUUUUGCACAAAGACAUUAUCUGUUCUGAUCUUCGCUAUUAUUACCUCUAGUUGCGGGGGUUUCACCACGCCCCCGCGGAUCCUUCCACUGGAAUUAUUUGGAAUUGGUUUUGUUAACUCUGCAGAGGAAGGUCGGGGAGCCGGAACGGUGUUCAGAGCUUGAGAAGAAACAUGGAGCCGUGUGAUGGGAGAACUCUGUUGGCCAGGGUUUCUUUCUUCCUUCCCUUGCUCUCCAAGUUCUUAGUCGGCUCCACUCACUUUUCUGACAACCAAGUGGUUCUCCUUGACACCACAACCGCUAUCGGGGAAUUAGGAUGGAAAACCUAUCCAGUGAAUGGGUGGGAUGCCAUCACAGAGAUGGAUGAAUAUAAUCGGCCUAUUCAUACAUACCAAGUAUGUAAUGUCAUGGAAGCAAACCAGAACAACUGGCUCAGAACCAACUGGAUCUCCCGGGAUGCAGCACAGAAGAUUUUUGUGGAGAUGAAAUUUACUCUCAGGGACUGUAACAGCAUUCCUUGGGUGGUGGGGACUUGUAAAGAGACCUUUAACCUCUACUACAUGGAAUCUGAUGAUGCCCAUGUAGUAAAAUUCAAGCCCAGUCAGUAUAGUAAGAUUGAUACUAUUGCUGCUGAUGAGAGUUUCACACAAAUGGACUUAGGGGAUCGAAUUCUGAAACUGAACACGGAGGUCCGAGAGGUGGGGCCUAUUACCAGAAAAGGGUUUUACCUUGCGUUUCAAGAUAUCGGAGCCUGUAUUGCUUUGGUGUCAGUACGUGUCUACUAUAAAAAAUGUCCGUACAUGGUGCGCAACUUGGCUAUGUUCCCAGACACUAUUCCAAGGGUGGAUUCCUCUUCUCUUGUUGAAGUUCGAGGGUCCUGCAUCAAAUAUGCAGAAGAAAGAGACACCCCCAAACUGUACUGUGGAGCUGAUGGUGACUGGCUUGUACCACUUGGACGCUGCGUCUGCAGUGUUGGAUAUGAGGAAGUGGAUGGAACUUGUCAUGCAUGUCGGCCUGGAUUCUACAAGGCAUUUGCUGGAAAUAUCAAGUGCUCCAAAUGCCCUCCACACAGUUUCACAUAUGUCGAGGCCACGACUGUCUGCCAGUGUGAAAAGGGUUACUUCCGAGCAGAGAAAGACCCCCCAGCCAUGGCUUGUACAAAACCUCCUUCAGCUCCAAGAAAUGUCAAUUUCAACAUAAAUGAAACGGCUCUUUAUCUGGAGUGGAGUCCGCCUUUCGACACCGGUGGCAGAAAGGACCUUGUCUACAAUGUGAUCUGCAAAAAAUGUGGAGCAGACAUCAACCAAUGUGAACUUUGUGGUGGAGGAAUUCGAUUUGUACCUCAACAUUCUGGCCUGGUCAAUGCCUCUGUCAUCGUCCUAGACUUUUUAUCUCAUGUCAACUAUACAUUUGAAGUUGAGGCAGUCAAUGGAGUUACCGAGCUGAGUUUGUCUGCCAGACAGUACACAUCUAUCACCAUCACAACGGAUCAGGAAGCUCCUUCACUAAUUGGCAUGGUGAGGAAAGACUGGGCAUCUCAAAGCAGCAUUGCUCUCUCGUGGCAAGAACCAGACUAUCCUAAUGGGGUCAUUCUGGACUACGAGAUCAAAUACUAUGAGAAAGAACAUGAACAGCUCAGCUAUUCCUCCACUAGAUCCAAGGCGCCCAGCGUUAUAAUCACAGGCCUGAAGCCAUCCACCAAGUAUAUAUUUCACAUUCGAGUCAGAACCGCUGCAGGAUACAGCGGCUACAGUCAUAAGUUUGAAUUUGAAACUGGAGAUGAAACAUCUGACCUGGCAGCAGAGCAAGGGCAAAUUCUGGUAAUUGCCACAGCAGCUGUUGGAGGAUUCACUCUGCUGGUUAUACUCACUUUGUUCUUCCUCAUCACUGGCAGGUGCCAGUGGUAUAUUAAAGCAAAAAUGAAAUCUGAAGAAAAAAGGCGUGCAAAUCUGCAAAAUGGAAACUUGAGAAUUCCGGGAACAAAAACGUACAUUGAUCCUGACACAUAUGAAGAUCCUUCCUUAGCCGUCCAUGAAUUUGCAAAAGAGAUUGAUCCAUCCAGAAUUCGAAUUGAAAGAGUAAUUGGAGCAGGGGAAUUCGGAGAGGUAUGCAGCGGAAGAUUGAAGACUCCUGCAAAAAAGGAAAUCCCAGUGGCCAUUAAAACUUUAAAAGGAGGUUACAUGGACAGGCAGCGCAGAGAUUUUCUCAGAGAAGCAAGUAUCAUGGGACAAUUUGAUCAUCCAAAUAUCAUCCGACUCGAAGGUGUUGUUACAAAAAGCCGGCCUGUGAUGAUUGUGGUGGAGUACAUGGAAAACGGAUCCUUGGACUCAUUCCUGCGGAAACAUGAUGGUCACUUUACAGUCAUCCAGUUGGUGGGAAUGCUACGAGGAAUUGCCUCAGGGAUGAAAUACCUCUCCGAUAUGGGAUAUGUCCAUCGUGACCUGGCAGCCAGGAACAUUUUAGUCAACAGCAAUUUGGUCUGCAAAGUUUCAGAUUUUGGACUUUCACGGGUGUUAGAAGAUGAUCCUGAAGCUGCGUAUACAACCACAGGUGGAAAAAUCCCUAUCAGAUGGACAGCACCAGAAGCAAUAGCCUAUCGAAAAUUUUCUUCUGCUAGCGAUGCCUGGAGCUAUGGUAUCGUUAUGUGGGAAGUAAUGUCCUAUGGAGAGCGGCCGUACUGGGAGAUGUCCAAUCAGGAUGUCAUUCUGUCUAUAGAGGAAGGAUAUCGUCUCCCUGCUCCAAUGGGCUGUCCAGUGUCUCUGCAUCAGUUGAUGCUCCAUUGUUGGCAGAAAGAAAGGAAUCACCGACCCAAGUUUUCAGAUAUUGUGAGCUUUCUAGACAAGCUCAUUCGCAACCCCAGCGCCCUAAACAUACUAGUCGAGGAUAUUCUGGGUUUGCCAGAGUCACCAGGGGAAAUGGCAGAAUAUCACUUUUUUGUCACAGUCACUGAGUGGCUAGAUUCUAUCAAGAUGGGUCAGUAUGCCAGUAACUUCAUGGCAGCCGGGUUCACAACGCUGGACCUAGUUUGCAGAAUGAGCAUUGAUGACAUCAGAAGAAUCGGAGUAACGCUCAUUGGACACCAGAGAAGAAUAGUGAGCAGUGUACAGACUUUACGAUUACAGAUAAUGCAUUUACAAGAAAAAGGAUUUCAUGUAUGAAAGUAGUAGAAGCAACUGUUUUGUGCCUCAGUAUUUCUUUACCAGAAGAUAUUCUUACUCCUCAUAUUGGAUUCUCCCUCUCUAGACUUUGGAACUCUUCUUAAGAGAAAAAGAGAAAGAGAUCCUUACACUUCUAGACUGAAGUUUUUGAACACUUUACAUAGAUAUGUCUUCAAGUUACUGACAAGUAGAAUCCUGGGCCCCACAGCAAGACUUCUCACAUCUUAUGAGUGUUGCGGCAUGGGUGUGCGGCGUUGUGUGACAACCUCUUCCAUUGGUUCAUGAACUCUGUAGCAGUUUUGGCCAAGUUUAGCUUUCAUCUGGUGUAGCAAAACUAAAUGGAAACAGUUUAAGUGGCUGCAGACCUGUUUUUGAAAUAUUGUAACUAUUAUUAUAACAUAUUGGUUUUAAAAAAUAAGAAAAUAGCAACUAUUUUCAGUGAACAUUGGAUUUAGAGAUUAAAGUGUACCUGUGAUUUACAUUAGAGGCAGCCAUUUUGUUCAUAACUUCCAAUGCUGCUCUUUGUUAGAGAUCAAGUUUUGUGAAAUCCUGGAAGGUACACUACUAAAUCACAAAGUUUUCAGUUUUCAUAAUCGAUAAUACACUCUGUUUAAUAUAAAGUCUAAAGGACACAGACAAUUUUGAAUUCCCAGGUUUCAGUAGGAAAUGUCAUAGAUUAAUUCUAGAAAACCUAUGAUUGAUUAAUAAUGAGACUCUGUCACUUUGCCGAUAAAGGCCAACACGUUUUCCUGUAAGAAAAGCCCUGUGCUACCAAGUGAUACCUUUCCUGCAUUACCACCACUCUGUUCUUCCUCAGAACUGGGAAUCCUAACACUGCGCAAAGUUUGUGUUGGUCAGUAUGAAAUCUUACACAGGGUUAAUGAUCUCCUCCCCUCUUUUACAUGACACUGUUCAUGUCUGGUGAUUGGACAUUCAGACCUGAACACUUCACCCUGGGAAAAAGAAAGAGGUCACAUGUUCCUUCAUACCCAGGAAAGCCAAAUAUUUUCUGAGUUCUCCAACUUUAGUUCCCCAAAUAGCCGAAGUGACAGAUUCUCUUUUAGUGAAGCAAUAGGCUUCUUAUAGGGCAACCUCUACAUUAAAGUGAAGCCCUAGCUAUCUGAACAAAUCGCAGCAUUGUGCCUCUGUGCAAUUGAUCUUUGUCACACUGUAUUGUAUAGUUAACACCAUAAAAAGCCCAUUUUUUAUUUGUUUUCUAAUUGCAAAUUACCGUAACAAUUUAAAAUUGCUUUGUGACUCUGGUUUAAAUUCAUGAUAUUUGUGGGAUCCUCAUGUAUAAGAAAUUCUAAAAUAACAUGGUCCACAAGGAGAAAGCCUUGGAAAUUAAAGUAGCUAAAUUUUACCAAAAUCGGGUCACUAAUAAAGGAAAAUGAAGUCCUGAAUAUUAAUUGGCUCCAGUUUCCAAGACACAGCUUCAGGUCAAAAUUGCAUCAAAAUAAUUCAAAAUUACGAGGGGGAUGUGUGAUUAUGCUCCAUAACUUUUUUGUAAAAUGUGAUGUAGCAAUGAAAAUGGUGCCACACUUUUCAUUAUAAAUGUAUCUUUUUAUUGAUACCAAUAACAUAACUUUCCAUUCAUUCAUUGUUUUUUCAUGUCAAAUUCCCUUAACAUCAUUGGGGCUGCAAAAGGCAUGGACUUUUUCUUCUUGUUUAGCCAAUGACACAGAUAAGUUGCACAUGUAAUGCAACAAUAAUGAGGGGUCCAACUGUUGACCUGAUCCCCUAUUUUGCCUCCAUAAUAUAGGUGGUAUGCCAUCAUACUUUAUUUUUGAGAUGCAAAUGGAACCUCGCCACAAAUGUAUUAGAAGUUAUCUGCGAAGUAUCACCCAACUGUUCCUAGGAAAUGUUAGGCAAUGACACUUUCACAAGCCACCAAAUGUAACUGUAUGAUGCGUUGAUCUGACCAAGACAAAUGUACCUUGCAAUAAAAGUAAACUACAGUUAGUCUCAAAGUGAAGAUAAAUUCAUACACUUCCAUGUGGUACCAUUUUCAUUGUUCUACCGUACUUUGUCAAGAAGGUAUGAGGCAUCACGAUCAUCAGACACCUCCCUCCCUUGUAGGCAAAUAUACUCACCUGUGUAUAAAUGUUUAUUGUGAAAUAUCUUGAAAACUUUAACCAACAGCACCUUUAUCACCUGUUGUCUAAUUCAUCUAAUCAAAAUGUGUAUGAAUUAGCACAUUUUAUCUCAGAGAUCGAUAGAUUUCCAAAAUUUGUAGACCAGUGUAAUUAUCCUUCUUCAAUAAGGCAGUGAACACUGGUAAUUCACAAAGUACAGUAAACCAUUGCGACCAAUCUGGUUUUACAAUCCACCUUUUCCGAACUGUUACAGUAAUUAAAGUAGACCACUGAUUGGUAGCUUUGUGUUACUGAACUUUGGUAGUGUUAUUUGCUAUAAACAUAAGCAUGAAUGUGACUGCUGCCCAUUUUAAGCAAUCUAUCUCAGCUGUCAGCCAUUCUUUUACUAUGUGUUAGCAAGUAAACAUAAAUAUCUCGUUGCUAUCAGCAACUUUAAUCUUAGACACUAGUAAUACACAGGGCCAAUAGUGUUUAAAGUUUAAGGUGGCCAUACUUAUAGCGAUGUGUGAUUAAUUUGGAUGCGCACAGUUUCAAACAAGUGUCCUCUUAUCUACUUAAAUAUUAAUUAUUGCAGAACACAGUAAUCUACAAGUUUUUUAUCAACUAAAAAUACUGAUUGAAAAUACAAUCUAACAGUAUAAAUGUAAACAAUCUAUUAAAAAUGAUAAUUUAAUUGAUCUAAAUUAGAUCACUUCUCCAAUCAUGUAUGUAUAUUUGCUCAAGCGAGCAAUGAUAUCCCACCAUAGCCAUCUUUUGGUAGAGUCAAAAUCAAUCAAGUAAAUAAUUGAAAAUCAUAUCACCACCACAGAGUGGUGCUGUGGAUAUAAAAACUAGGUAAAACAAUGCCACUUCCUAUAAGUUGAGUUUUAUAAGAUAAGUUGGCAGAUGAUGGCAGACUUUAUAGGCAUAACACAGAUGUGUAUAAAAAAUAAAGAUUUAUUACAAAAAACAUACAAAACAAAUUACAUUAAAAUUCAUUGACUAUUUAUAAUUGUGCUCGGAACAGAAAUAACACACCACCUGCAUAGCAGAUAUAUUAUAGUAUACUUAGAAUAGAGGACUCAUAGGUCACUCAGCUCGACAUGUUGUGCGUAUUCAAGAGACGCUUCUUCAGGAGCUUAUGGCGUAAUGGUUUUAAAAUCAAAAAGGUAGAAAGUAAAUGGAAAACACGGUCAACAACACAGCUGGAAAUGUAGGGAUAUAUCCUCAAGUGGCUUCAAGGCCAAUAUGUAAAACAAACUCACAAAGGGACCUUCGGAAGAUUUGGUAGUAGCGUAUAGGACCAGUAAGGAUUGCUGAUGGGCAAAUGUUAUGGAGCUUAUGGAUUAAUCAGGGGAACCCCCACUAAUUGUAUAUCUCUAUUGUCCAUAUAUUUACGUUCCCAAGGGCCAUCGUUCCUAGUGAGCAAUCCCCUGCAAUUCUCAGUUUUAAGAUGACAGUCUCUGGUCGUGAUAGAGAUGGCUAUUUCUGUUCCGAGGCACAUUUAUGAAUAGUCAAUGAAUUUUAAUGUUAUUUUUGGUUUACAAUUUUAAUUCAAUUUGAUCAGUUUAGUUACAUCAAAUGAUUGAUUGAAUGAUCAUAUCAUAAUUUGUCUGGCCACCAUUAGAUAUAAUAUAUUUCUGACUUUUAAUGUAUUCACACUUCAGACCAGUCUACAAAAAGUCCAGAGAUAUAGAUAAAAGACCAUGUACACAAAUCCACCCAAAGACCAUCUCUUUUCCAUCAUACCCUUUGUCAUAAAUGGUUGGAAAAAGAAAACGAGACAGAGCGCAAAGUAGGACAUCAUAUGGAACUAUUGUUCUCCAUGUAAAACUCAACUUCGCACAAAACCUGCAAUGGAAGGAUUUCAGAAAACAUAAGAAAAAACACCAGAAAAAAAAAGAUUUUGCACACUUUUCUUAUGUUUUCUUCACUGUUUUUUGCAACCUUGAUACAUUUUUGCAUGGAGAACAAUUCCUCUUUAUAAUCUCCUUCUUUGUUCUCCCGUAUUAAUAUUAAAUUAUGACAGGAUGGGAAUGGAGAACAAUCAUGUGCUCAUACCCCAAGGUUUACUUUAAGAUUCAGUCACUUAGUACAUAAACUUACAAAAAAUAAGCAGCUAAUGUUCGUCAAAUCACAAUUCAGCAGAAUACUAGAUAUGUGAAAAGAUAUAGUGAGAUUGUGUGUAUGAUUAAGUGAGCUCGAUAACAAAGUGUACUUCCUGAGGCCCAGGAUUGAAUUGUCCAUAUAAUCAAUACUCUAUAUUCUUGUACUUUUACAGUUUAGAACCAGAAAAGAAAAAAAUCUUUGUCUUCUAGUGUUUUUACUUCAUCUAUGCCUCUCCAGAACUUUCCAGAAAAAAAAAAAUGUUGUAAGAAUGGGAGUUUUGGUAGUACUAUAAGCAGCUGGUUGAGGACAGCACAGAUAGGACUUACCUCUCUUGUGUUUUCCAGAGACUAUAUAAAAGCACAUGGUAUACUAGAGAAUAGGAAAUAGAUUAUAUAUAAAUAUAUAUAUAUAUAUAUAAAUGUUUUAGUACUCCAUGUUUUAUUUUCAUGUAUUAUUAUGGCAGACAUCUUUCUUGAGUUUGCUCAGAACAACCUUGCUUUUUUUUCUCAUGUACAGUGGCAUAUAGUGCCUUUCUACAGGGUCUGUCAUAAUACCACAAUUGCUGCUUUUGAAAGGCCCAAUAAAAGUAAUCUUGAAGGUC